Messenger RNA from Arvicanthis niloticus (Nile rat), 834 nucleotides. It is a transcript of the gene Cd96, whose product is annotated as CD96 molecule. NCBI's taxonomy places the organism in Eukaryota, Metazoa, Chordata, Mammalia, Rodentia, Muridae. Gene Ontology annotation, biological process: inflammatory response; cell-matrix adhesion. The record is from RefSeq and is a predicted model, not a curated record.
AUGGGGAGAAAAUGGACAUACUCUGUUGUUUACGCCAUCAUCCAGAUGCAGUUUUUCAGGGGAGUAUGGGAAGAGCUAUUCAAUCCCAGAGAUAAUGUGUAUGCUCUACCUGGUUCUGAUGUCAACUUGACCUGCCAAACAAAGGAGAAAGACUUCUUGGUACAGAUGCAGUGGUCCAAGGUCACAAAUAAGACUGACUUGAUUGCUGUUUAUCAUCCCCAAUAUGGCUUCUACUGUAAGCAGGGGCAUGACUGUGAGUCACAAGUGGCUGCCAUAAAAAUUCUGAAGGGGGUAACACAUUGGAUUCUAUACUUAAGGAAUAUUUCUUCCACCCUCAGUGGAAAGUAUGAGUGCAUCUUUACUCUGUAUCCAGAAGGCAUCCAGACUACAGUCUACAACCUCAUUGUGGAGCCCUAUACACAAGAUGAACACAACCAUACAAUAGAAAUAGAGACGAAUCAGGCUCUGGAAAUACCAUGCUUUCAAAAUACCUCCUCAGAAAUUUCACCUAGGUUCACCUUUUCAUGGUUGGUGGAGAAAGAUGGAGAAGAAGAAGUUCUCUUCACCCACGAUCACAUCAGCAAUUCUACAUCAUUUAAAGGCAGAGUCCAGCUGGGUGCAGACUAUGAACUCCACCUCUCCCCAGUCCAAAUACAUGAUAGUGGCAGCACAUUCUCUUGUCGUCUGAGUGUCAGUCCUUUUAAAUUUUGGAAGAUGUCCACCACAGUCAAGGUUUUUGCUAAGCCAGAAAUCCUCAUGACUGUGGGAAACAACACCACGGAUGUCUUAGGAGAGAACCUCUUGCAGAUACUUGGAGCCAGUGAUUCUGAGUAA